UCUCAACUGAAGAAACACAGUUCUUAAUGUAGUUUGAAAGGCGCUGCUGUUUUCCUCGGAAGACCUGGAACAUUUUAUACUUAUUUGCGAAAAUGAAUUAAUCUUAAAGAGAGAAAACUACCAAUAUGGUCCGUUCUAAAAAAAGUACAAUGGAAUCUUGUGAUGAGGUAAAGAACGAACUUUCUUCCUGUCAGGAUUUUACAAAGUGUCCCAUUUGCCUUGACGAAUUUAAAUCGCCAAAAUGUCUACCGUGUUCCCAUUCGUUUUGUUGCGAAUGUUUAUCAACCCAUAUACAGUCUUCGUGCAAGUCUAAGAUGGCACCGGUUGGAUUUCGCUGUCCCCUCUGUCGAGAUUUUAUUCCAUCUGAAAACAUUUCAGUUACGCCAAGCAAUUGGGCAAAUGAUUUCCCGACCAAUGAUAAAGUAAGUAAAAUAGCAAAAAUUACAGGGGACAAACUAUGUGAUGCCUGUAAAAGAGAGGGAGAGGAGGUUGAAGCAAAACAGUAUUGCUUGAUGUGCGAGGACAAACUUUGUGAUAUGUGUGUGAAGUUCCAUAGAAGGUUCAAUUUUACAAAAGAUCACAAGCUGUUCCUAUUAGAAGAGUUAAAGAAAACUCCCAUUGUGACGGAAGCUGUAAGGUCUUGUCUUGCCCAUUCUGAAGAAAACAUAAAAUAUUACUGUGAAUACCAUUCGCUUCCAUGUUGCGCAACUUGUGUCUGUACUGCACAUAAAGAAUGUAACGAUAUUAAAAAUGUUUCGGAAAUAGCUGAGGAGUUGCGAACGAAGGAUUUCAAUAACUUUUGCGGUGAAAUAGGAGAUAUUGAAACGGAAUUGACAGUUAUUAAAGUAAAUGUGGUAAAGAAUAUCUCAGAUAUUGAAGAAAAAUCUGUUGAAUUAUGCGAACGUGCCGAAAUGUUGUAUGCAAAAAUUCUUCAACAUCUUGAAAAGCAGAAAGCUGAAUAUCUCAACCAACUGUCAACGAAGAGCAAAGAAUGCAUGCAAAGUUUAAAGAAAAUUGCAGAAUCAGUUUGUGACAACAUUUUCUACCUAGAGCAUUGCGGAAGAUCAUUGAAUCGUCUAAGGGAGGAAAAAAAAGAUGCCAAUUACGUUCGAAAAUUUCAUGAAAAUAGAAAAAAAAUUAUCUUGCUGAAAGAUAUUUAUUUUAGAAAUAAGGAUAAUCUAAAUUCAGUUAAAUUGUUACCUGAUCUCGAAGAAUAUAAUCCGGAAAAUAUGAAAUACUUUGUCAGUACUAGUGUUGCGUGCGUGAAUAUGCAUGAAAUAAGAAUUUAAAAUUAUCUUUUGAAUAAUUAUCCCAAAUAAGUUAAUAUUUUAUUCUUAAAGUUUAAUUCUAUUGCCACCAGUAAGGUUGUCCAACGCCUCUGCUUACAAACUUCAAGAAAUGCAUGAUAGAAUGUAUAAAUGUAUUUUUAUACCCCCCGCAAACGAAGUUUGUGGGGGGGGGGGGGUAUAUAGGAAUCACCUUGUCCGUCUGUCCGUCCGUCUGUCAGUCUGUCUGUGCAAUCGUGUCCGGUCCAUAUCUUUCUUAUGGUGAAAUAUUGAAGGUUCUAACUUCACACAAAUAUUGCUUAUGACCUAAGGGUGUGUCAUUACCUUGACCAAAGGUCAUUCGGGCAAGGUCAAGGUCACUGUAAGAAAAAAUAUAAAAUUCGUGUACGGUCCAUAUCUUUCUUAUGGAGAAUUAUUGGAAAUUCUUACUUCACACAAAGAUUCCUUUUGACGUAAGGGUGUGUCAUGACCUUGAUCCAAGGUCAUUUGGGCAAGGUCAAGGUCGUUGGGAAAAAUAGUGCAAAAUUCGUGUCCGGUCAUUGUCUUUCUUAUGGAGAAAAAUUGAAUGUUCUAACAAAUAUUGCUUAGGACCAAAGGGUGUGUCAUUACCUUGACCCAAGGUCAUUUGGGCAAGGGCAAGGUCACUGGCAGAAAAAGUGCAAAAUUCGUGUCCGGUCAUUAUCUUUCUUAUGGAGAAGGAUUGAAUGUUCUUACUUCACACAAAUGUUGCUUAUGACCAACAGUUUUCAAAAAAUAGAGCAGUUGUUAUUUAUAGAAAAUGGACGGUGAAAUAGAUUCAUCCAAUAUUUUCUAUAAUUGGAAAAAUACACGCAUUAUGAUUUUUAUCUUAGCGGGGGGUACAUGUAUCAAUCUGAACUUGCUCACAGUACCUCAAGUUUUUUGGGGUCAUUCACUUCAUUAUUCUUAUUUUUUAUCCCUGAGACUUGGAUUUCUAGUCUUAUUUAAUGAUGGAGUGUCCAAUACAUAUAUUAAUUAAAGCAAUUUUGUGUUAUGUUACAUGUGUUUAUUAUGUUUUGAAUGUUAUAGGUUGGUGUUUAUUUACGUUUGGUUGUCAAGAUGAAACUGUAUAUUGCAUCGCAAGUGUUGUGAUAAUAUUUUUGACAGUUGGCUUUAUGUCAGAAUUUGAAAGUUUUAGUUGGAGAAUGUAUUUCUUUAACCAGAAUCUGUCCUGUAUACUAUAUAUUAUUCAAGGCACUAUUAAUGGUAGAUAAAGCAAGUUUUCUUUUAGAAGUUUUCAGACAGAAUUUUUGUCUCUUUUCCAUUCAAUUUUAAUUUUUUUUUUUAAAAAACACAAGCCUUGUAUAGGGCUGAUUUCUAAUUCUAUACACAAAAUUGAUUUAUAUAUUGUAUCUAUAAAUCCUGUUUAUUUGUCUGUGAUGAUAAGUAUGCUGGAUAGCUAGUUUAUUUGUCCGUGAUGAUAUGUCAAAAGUAAAAGUUUCACUUUUUGAGGAAAGUUUGUUAUUUUUUUUUAUCUUGGAAGUGAAUAAUAUUUAGUUCAACAUUUUUGUCAUACUUUCUAAAAAAAAGAUAAUGCAGUUGAAAUAUGCUGAGCAAUUCAAAGGAUGUUUGCUGCUAUUUUGAAUAUCUUGCUUCUUUCGCUUUCAUCAAUUAUGUAUUAUUUCAGAGAUGCUUGUUGAUUGUGGCUUAUCGUGUUACAUAUGAUAAACAAAAAAACAUGUGCAUAAUAAUCGUUUAGAUACCCGGUACGUGAUAACAUGCUAUCAAUGAAAGUUUUGAAAUAUUCGA
Messenger RNA from Magallana angulata, 3053 nucleotides. Its product is annotated as tripartite motif-containing protein 45-like. The record is from RefSeq and is a predicted model, not a curated record. Gene Ontology annotation, biological process: positive regulation of DNA-templated transcription. The transcript has a single exon. Bases 126 to 1289 code for a protein of 387 amino acids. Gene Ontology annotation, cellular component: nucleoplasm; chromatin. Gene Ontology annotation, molecular function: zinc ion binding; ubiquitin-protein transferase activity. NCBI's taxonomy places the organism in Eukaryota, Metazoa, Mollusca, Bivalvia, Ostreida, Ostreidae.